GUCCAAGUUGGUCGUAGCUGGAUAGAAAUCAGCAAAUGUGAGGAAGAAAUUUAUGUUAUUAUCGAUGAGGUGCAGGUUAUCUAUGGCAAUGUUUUACUCGGCUCGUAUUAUCCAAUUGAAUAUUUUUCAACACCUAUGGAUAUUCGUCAUACACUUAAUUUGAGUGACCUGCUUCUAACGCGGGAUGAAUUCUCACAACUUGUAACGAGAUAUAUCAAGAGAUAUACUGCUUUAG
Molecule: messenger RNA, 235 nt
Organism: Funneliformis geosporum
Lineage: Eukaryota; Fungi; Glomeromycota; Glomeromycetes; Glomerales; Glomeraceae
Source: the annotation of a GenBank genome assembly